Molecule: messenger RNA, 1942 nt
Organism: Saimiri boliviensis boliviensis (Bolivian squirrel monkey)
Lineage: Eukaryota; Metazoa; Chordata; Mammalia; Primates; Cebidae
Gene: STK4
Product: serine/threonine kinase 4
Biological process (GO): signal transduction; protein phosphorylation; protein tetramerization
Cellular component (GO): cytoplasm
Molecular function (GO): ATP binding; protein serine/threonine kinase activity
Source: RefSeq, a predicted model, not a curated record
GGCGGGCACAGGGAGGUCCGCGGGGAGGAUGGAGCAGUGAGCGGGUCUGGGCGGCUGCCGGCAGCGCCAUGGAGACGGUACAGCUGAGGAACCCGCCGCGCCGGCAGCUGAAAAAAUUGGAUGAAGAUAGUUUAACCAAACAACCAGAAGAAGUGUUUGAUGUUUUAGAGAAACUUGGAGAAGGGUCUUAUGGCAGCGUUUACAAAGCUAUUCAUAAAGAGACUGGUCAGAUUGUUGCUAUUAAGCAAGUUCCUGUGGAAUCAGACCUGCAGGAGAUAAUCAAAGAAAUCUCUAUAAUGCAGCAAUGUGACAGUCAUCAUGUAGUCAAAUAUUAUGGCAGUUACUUUAAGAACACAGACUUAUGGAUCGUUAUGGAGUACUGUGGGGCUGGUUCUGUAUCUGAUAUCAUUCGAUUACGAAAUAAAACGUUAACAGAAGAUGAAAUAGCUACAAUAUUACAAUCAACUCUUAAGGGACUUGAGUACCUUCAUUUUAUGAGAAAAAUACACCGAGAUAUCAAGGCAGGAAAUAUUUUGCUAAAUACAGAAGGACAUGCAAAACUUGCAGAUUUUGGGGUAGCAGGUCAACUUACAGAUACGAUGGCCAAGCGGAAUACAGUGAUAGGAACACCAUUUUGGAUGGCUCCAGAAGUGAUUCAGGAAAUUGGAUACAACUGUGUAGCAGACAUCUGGUCCCUGGGAAUAACUGCCAUAGAAAUGGCUGAAGGAAAGCCCCCUUAUGCCGAUAUCCAUCCAAUGAGGGCAAUCUUCAUGAUUCCUACAAAUCCUCCUCCCACAUUCCGAAAACCAGAGCUGUGGUCAGAUAACUUUACAGAUUUUGUGAAACAGUGUCUUGUAAAGAGCCCUGAGCAGAGAGCCACAGCCACUCAGCUCCUGCAGCACCCAUUUGUCAAGAGUGCCAAAGGAGUGUCAAUACUGCGAGACUUAAUUAAUGAAGCCAUGGAUGUGAAACUGAAACGCCAGGAAUCCCAGCAGCGGGAAGUGGACCAGGACGAUGAAGAAAACUCAGAAGAAGAUGAGAUGGAUUCUGGCACGAUGGUUCGAGCAGUGGGUGAUGAGAUGGGCACUGUCCGAGUAGCCAGCACCAUGACUGAUGGAGCCAAUACUAUGAUUGAGCACGAUGACACAUUGCCGUCACAGCUGGGCACCAUGGUGAUCAAUGCAGAGGAUGAGGAAGAGGAAGGGACUAUGAAGAGAAGGGAUGAGACAAUGCAGCCUGCCAAACCAUCUUUUCUUGAAUAUUUUGAACAAAAAGAAAAGGAAAACCAGAUCAACAGCUUUGGCAAGAGUGUACCUGGUCCACUGCAAAAUUCUUCAGAUUGGAAAGUACCACAGGAUGGAGACUAUGAGUUUCUUAAGAGUUGGACAGUGGAGGACCUUCAGAAGAGGCUCUUGGCCCUGGACCCCAUGAUGGAGCAGGAGAUUGAAGAGAUCCGGCAGAAGUACCAGUCCAAGCGGCAGCCCAUCCUGGAUGCCAUUGAGGCUAAGAAGAGGCGGCAGCAAAACUUCUGAGCAAGGCCAGGCUGUGAGGGCCCCGCUCCACCCAGGCUGUGGUGAAUUCUGGAUGGCUUGCCUCACAUUUGUUAGCCAGCACUUCUGCUCUGUCAUUUCUCCACAGCACCUUUGUGAACUCAGGAAUGUGCGCCAGUGGGAAGGGCUCUCUUGACAGUCAGUGUGCCAUCUUGAUGUGUGUAUGUACAUUGGUCAGGUAUAUUAUUUCAAAGGAUUUAUAUUGGCGCUUUCAACUCAGAGUUUUAAACCCCAGGAACAGAGACUCCUCGUUGAGUGAUAGCUGGGAAAGUUUUACAUUGUCUUUUUGUUUUUCUUCUCCCAAUAGCUUUCAAUCGUUCUUUCUGGAAGACUUUUAAAAAAAUAUAUAAAUAUGCAUAUAUAUAUAUAUAAAUUAUAAAUAGAUUCCCCAC